This is a messenger RNA of Stylophora pistillata, 5476 nucleotides long. Its product is annotated as N-acetylglucosamine-1-phosphotransferase subunits alpha/beta. Gene Ontology annotation, molecular function: calcium ion binding; UDP-N-acetylglucosamine-lysosomal-enzyme N-acetylglucosaminephosphotransferase activity. The record is from RefSeq and is a predicted model, not a curated record. Gene Ontology annotation, cellular component: Golgi apparatus. NCBI's taxonomy places the organism in Eukaryota, Metazoa, Cnidaria, Anthozoa, Scleractinia, Pocilloporidae. Gene Ontology annotation, biological process: carbohydrate phosphorylation; N-glycan processing to lysosome.
CAUGGCGGAUACCCGGCGAGGGUUAAAAAUCUACAAAAGCUUCACAAGAAGCUCCAAAAUUCAGUAAAAAUGAAACGAGCAGUAUGUCAGACGCUUUGGAAGCUUGUGCAAAGGCAGACGUACACAUGUCUGUCGUCCCGGUAUGGAAUAUGGCUCUGUAUCGGAGGCUUGUUGUUGACCUUGAUCUCCGCAUUUCAGUUUGGAGAAGUUUUUCUCGAAUGGAGUAUGCAGAAGUAUGCAGUCACGUUUAAUGCCUACCACGACAACAUUCUUGGAAAUUCGUAUCAGAACAGGCUUUGUCUUCCGUUACCGAUUGAUAUCGUGUAUACAUGGGUAAACGGAAGCGAUCCCAAGUUGCUCGCAGACUUACAGAAACUCAAACUAGAAAUUGAAUUACAACAAAAUCAGACGAGAUUGAACGAAAUAGAAAAGAUGAGAAGGGAAACAAACGCUACGGACGAGGAAAUUAGUAAGAUUAUAGCUGCAAAAGCUGUAAAAUCGAAGGAGAAGGAGAAGAAGGACAAAGGAGGAGCAGGAAAAAGUGAAGAUAAAAUUGAAAACUCUCGCUGCCCAUUUGAAAAUUGCGUUCCUGCCUUUUGUGUUAUUGUAGAGAACGGUCUCCCUAGUGAUGUUCAUCUAUCACAAAUACGCGCGAUCGAUUCCUCGUUCGCGAAAGCAACGAAUUAUUACAACAUAUCUUCAUCUGGUCCAAAAAAAGAACACGUGGGUGUAAUUCAAUUCCGUGGGAAAAGCGACACCAAUGACGCUUUGAAAAUCAAGAUCCGACUUCAGGAGAAGAGUUUUCAAAGUAAAGAGGGUUACUUCACAAGUGAUGCAUCACGGCCUAAUGCAGUGAACAGUGACAAAGAAGUCAUGAUUUUAAACUUAAAAGGAGAGAUUGAAGUUGAAAAGGUCAAGAAGGAUUUGAAAGACCACUUUGGAGACAAAUUUGUCAAUUUGAUUUUUCAUGCUGACAAACUUAUUGGUGUAGCAUACUUUGCUGAUAAGACCACGGCCUCUUCUGCUUUGAAACUAACUUUGCUAGUGAAUGGUAAAUCUUUAACAUUAACCCCUGCACUCUUGAUCUGGGGUUCAUUUUCUGCAUCACAUGGCACAGAUACUGAUGAUAAGGAAGAUGCUGACAUUUCAGCGAGUCGUUUUGCAGAUAAUGAAGAGCUGAAAUAUUCUCUCCGUUCAGUUGAAAAACAUGCACCAUGGGUGCGCAAAAUUUUUAUUGUCACAAAUGGCCAAAUACCAUCUUGGCUCAACUUAGAUAAUCCUCGCCUUAAAAUAGUUACCCAUGAAGAACUCUUUCUGAAUAAGAGCCAUCUUCCAACGUUUAGUUCUCCAGCCAUUGAAUCCCACCUUCAUCGUAUCCCUGGUUUAUCACCAAAGUUUAUCUAUCUUAAUGAUGAUGUUAUGUUUGCUGAUGAUGUUUGGCCAGAUGAUUUCUACACUCAUGCUAAUGGACAAAAAAUAUAUUUAACCUGGCCUGUCCCAAACUGUAAUGAGGGCUGACCAUCCUCAUGGGUAAAUGACAAGUAUUGUGACAAAGCUUGUAAUGUAUCAGAAUGUGAUUGGGAUGGUGGUGACUGUAUUGGAGUGAAAAAGAAGACACAGUUUAAUUAUCAAGGAUGGCAAAGUCAACAUGGAAGUUACCGAGUAAUGUUUUGUUCUCCCGGAUGUGCAGAUACAUGGGUUGGUGAUCGCUAUUGUGAUGUGGCUUGUAAUGUUGCUCAGUGCGGUUUUGAUGCGGGUGACUGUGGAAUAACACAAUUCAAUGAGUUGUAUCAUAUUGAUGUUGAUCAGGAUACUCAAGCUGUCAAUUUACCUCGUGGCAUAUCAGUGCUUUAUUUCAACAUUUCAACAUUUUUUAGCGAAGGGAGGGUCACUUCCGGUGAAUAUUCUGAGACGCAUUGUGUUCGCUCUGCUACUGUGGCUCAGAAAUUUAAAGUCUUUACUCUCACAUUGCGAGUUAACUGUACAGUAGAAGGUAUUCAUUUCAAAAUUGAAGGAUUUAUUGACAAGAAUGAAUCAAGUAAGGUGGCUGUGAACUUAAAUGUAACCAUAGACACAAGAAAGUUAGAGGAAAUUGAAAUAGUUCCUGCAAGAAACUCAAAAACCAGCAAAUUGACAACAACAAAAGCAACAACUUCUGCAGUAGUGACACCUUCUGCAAAUGCAGAGACACUCCCAAGAACUAUUUAUCCAAUCAGAAUUCAGAACGCUGAUAGAUCCCUGAAUUAUUGGGCGGUUACUGGUAAUGAGUCAAUUACCAGACCCACAUGGCCACCCUUAACCAGCCAGGAAUAUGAGAUACCGCACUUAUCAAAUGACACAGUUUUGCCGCAACAUGUUCAAAUCUCUCUGGAGGAGGUGGAGAAAGAGUACAAGGAUGGUGACCUGACACAGAAAGGUUAUGCUAGAAAGAAGGCCAAGAUCUUGCGUGAAUUUUUUACUGUGGUUGCUACUGAACCAGCUUAUUCACCAAUUGCUGUGUUAACUGCACCUUUGCCUAAAUCAGGAAUGGUGGUAACCCCUCCUGCAAACUUAUCCAUAAGACAGCAGGAAAAUAGGAAAGACAAGAAAAGUACCAGUUCUGAACUUCAGGGACAUCAAAGAACAGAAACACAUACUCAGAGGAAGCUGUUGUCCUUAGAGGUGUCUGAAAUAGAAUCUCUUUUUGCUGAAAUUGGUAGAGAGAAAGAUCAACACUACAAGGCAACAGAUGAUGAGAUAUUUCUAGCUGACUGGAUUGCAAAUACAAAACAAAAACAAUUGUCAUUUGAUAAGGACCAAGCGGAGAGCACACAGCUGUGGAGAAGUCGCUAUGGAAACUGGUCACCAAAAGUACUGCAAAGUGCAACAAGUUUCCUCCCUUGGGAAAGGCAAAAAACAUUCGAGGAGCUUCUGAGAUAUCAUGACAGGCAAAAGCAUUCACAAGAAUUCACAAAUGAUCACAAACCUGGUAGAAAAUUACUGGACACUUUUGCUGAUUCAUUGCUUCAUGUUCAUCGGAUCUAUAACCGCAAGUUUGGCUACAUGGGACGUAAAGUUCCAGCCCAUAUGCCGCACAUGGUUGAUGUGAAAAUCAUGGAAGAGCUGCAAUCUCUUUUGCCAGAGGAAUUUGACCAAACAUCAUCACAUAAGUUUAGAAGCUCUGAGGACAUGCAGUUUGCGUUUUCUUACAACUAUUUUGUGGUUGGUCAAAAGAAGGAUCCAAAUGUUAUUGAGUUCUUUGCUGAUGUUGAUGCAGAUCAUUCAGGAGUAUUGUCAGAAAGAGAGAUGCGCACCUUAGCAGCACGGCUUUACACAUUACCAUUGGACCUGAAUGACUUAAAUUCUCUUGAGAAAACUCUUUUGAGGUGUGAUAACAGAUCAGUGCCAGAUACUAAUUCAUCCAUUCCAAGUCAUCAGGGACUACCAUUGGUUUCACUGGAAUUCCUUCAACAGUGCGACCCAUUGUUGAAACUGUUGAAUGACUCUUACAAGGGCGCUGCAAAGUACAAAUACGAGACUGUGGGAGAUGAAGAUGUUGCAUUUCACAUGAUACGCGACAAUGCCACAGCUGUCCUGCGGCAGUUAGAUAAUAUCAGAGGAAAGAAAAAGAAAUUUGUUUGCUUGAAUGAUAACAUAGACCACAGCAAGAAGGAUGCAGAACUCAUCAAAGCACUACUGGUAGAUUUUUAUGAGUCUCUCUUCCCUAUCCCAUCACAGUUUGAAUUGCCUCAAGGAUACACGAACAGAUUUCUACAAAUCAGUGAACUGAAUGAAUUUAUGAAGGAAAGAGAGAAUAUAAAAUUUUGGACAAACAUUAUUUUGGUAAUUUUAGUUGUAGCAGCAGUUUUUUCAAUUUUUCCAGGGAUUUUAUUUUACUUGAUCCAACUAUUAUGUCCAUUCAGAAGACUUUUUUCCCUCUCUCAAAGGAACAGUUCCUCAACUACUUCACGUCUCAUGACUGUUUAAGAAUACUAGAUGGAUAUAGCAUUAACUUUGUUGAUAAAACUUAGGACUUUCGCAUUCAAACUAAAAUUAAUGACAGAGGCAGAUUAGGUUAAAUGUAUAUGUACCACAACUGGUUGAAUCCUGACUAAAGACCAACUGAAGAGCUUCCACUUGUGUUCAUUUAAAGGCAUGAGUAAUGUAUUUUUACACAGCAUAAUUUUAUCUUCUUUUAAUUGCUAAAUCAAUCAAAGACCCCAGAGGCUGCCUGUUGGCUAGACAUGAAUAUUGAAAAAAUUAUGCAUCUACAAAUACAAUAAAAAUUACUUACUUGCGUUCAUACUCAUUAGAUGCUUUAUUAACAGGCAAAAAAAUAGUCAAGGUGAUUUUUUAUGGCAAAAGCUUAAUUAUAGUUAAUUUUAUACCACAUUGCAUAGAAAUGGAUCAAACUUAACUCGUAUUUAUUUGAUUAAAUGGCAACUUGUGAUGAUUACCAAGGAUGGAGAAUAAAGUUAUCAAUACUUCCAGUCUUGAUGAAUGCCACACCCAAUCUGAAGAAUGCAGAGUUUAUUCGUAGACUGUGAAAAAAAUUGACAGGUGCAGUACAACUUAGUAAAUUACACCAUCAUUGAAAAUUUCAAUUAACUCUUAAACUCCCAGAGGUGAUGAAUAUGUAAUUUCUCUCUAUAAUGUGCAUUCAUAAUCCAGCAAACAAGUAAUGAGAAUACUCAAACUCAUCAGACAAGUAGUUUUUAUCUUGAUCCAACACCAAGUUCUUGUAGCUGAUUUACAAGGAAAUGUGUGGUACCUGGAGGGGAGACUCUGCAAUCUGAUCCUGGUAGUUAUAGGCCGGGAUAAAAGAACAACACAUCAUAUUAGAUCUUGAAUCAUUGAUUCAGUGCCUUGGAAACAUUAAAAAUGUCAGAAUGUCAUGGUGUUAAGUCAAGUAAAUAUGCUAAUCCAAAAAAAUAAUAAGGAAUCAAGUUUUGCAUACAUUGUUGAUGCUGUGUAUUAUUUAAUAAAUACUGUCUGAUGUGAUGUUGACUAUAAAUUAAUGAAAAAAUACUCAAUGGAAAAAUAUUCUUAUAUGAGUUGACCAGACUUGGUUAUUUAUCAUGAAUACACUCAGCAAGAACAUUUUCUUAAAGUUAAUUUAAAAAUUAGUUAGUUACACUAUUUAGUACCUAUAUAUUUUUAAUAUUGAACAAUUAAUAAAAUGCAGAAAUGAUAUUGGCACAUCUGUUGUAAUUCUACAUUUCAAUUUAGCUUGUUUCAGGUUCUCAGUCAGUGGGGACAAGCAAAGGGGUAGGCAAGUUACAAAUCCCAGUUGAGAUUGUCAGUUGGAAAAACAGCUGCUGUCUUUCCCUCAUUUUCUUUUUGACCCUGCCAUUUUUCUGGACCCACCUAAAAUAUGAAGUACAUUUUAACUCAUCAAAGGAAGGUCUUACAGAGGGGUAUGGGUUCAUUUGCAGUUACAAAAAAGUAGCUAUAUAUGUCUGUACUUGAGCCAAGUGGCACACCCUGCCAGAGUUUA